Molecule: messenger RNA, 927 nt
Organism: Durusdinium trenchii
Lineage: Eukaryota; Dinophyceae; Suessiales; Symbiodiniaceae
Source: the annotation of a GenBank genome assembly
AUGAUGACUGGGGAGACGCGGGGUCUCAUGUUUGCCGCGCUCCACGAGUACGACGACAAGAAUCAUCGCUGUGAAGUCAUCAAACAAGGCGGACUUGCAGUCUAUGAGGAUAAGAAUCCGCAAAGCAAGAAGAUAGGAGUUCUUCCUGAAGGUGCGAAUUUGGAGAUUCUGGAAAUCCAUGGCCAACGCAUCAACUUCCGCAACACUGAUUUCCCCAGCUCGGGUUGGAUCUCCAGCUAUGUGGCAGGUCGUCGGACCAUCAAGAUCAAAGGUUGGUUUCGAUGGCACAUGCGCGAGAAUGUGGUCUCCUCCAUGGGUCAAAAGAUUGGUCAAAUGAAGGAGGUGGACGAUCCGUUUCAGAUGUUGCUCGACUACGAUGCUCGCAACUAUCUCAUGACUGCUGGCAUCGUAAGUCCGGAAGAAUGGCGCCGCGAGAAGUACCUGGAUGGUCUUGUUUCGCCGCACUCCUAUUCUCUGCUCAGUGUCAGAGAGGUUGGCGGGCUUCGCAUGGUGUGCCUGCGAAACCCUUGGGGCAAAGGCGAGGGGAAAGAAUGGCUGGGCGGAUGGAAAGAUGGAGCCCAGGAGUGGAAAGCGCAUCCUGAAGUUGCAGAGGCGUUGGAAGUGGACUUCAAAGCUGAUGGAAUCUUUUGGUUGGAGUGGGAGGACUUUCAAUUUCUCAUGAAGGGUUUCUACGUUUAUCCCAAGGAGAUGCCCACGAAGCGAGGAAGUUUCGAGUCUGAGGCAGCCAACAAGCCACUCCCCAAGCCCGCGACCCGCUCGGAUGUCCCAGAAGCGCCGCGAAAGAAGGCUGAGGACGUACCGAAGCGGGAAACCGAGAAAGUGGAGAAGCCAGUGCGGCCAAGUCCCAAGGCAGAUGAUGAGCCUACAUGGAACGAAAAACAUCAGUGCAAUCAGACUUGGUGCUGA